AUGGCCAGAUUGGAGCCUUCUACACUUUUGCAAGAUGUGGGGUCUUUCGAACAAAAGCAGUGUCCGUUCCGCUGCAUUUUUUAUGUGGCCGGGGAACAUGGCCGUGUUUUGCAUAUGUCUCCGCUGCUGCAGAUCCCAGGAGUCAGCUUGAACACGUGGGGUAUCGACAUAUUACACACGUGGCACUAUGGACCCAUGUCUACUUAUCUGACAUUUACUCUUCGUGCUUUGCUGAACACGGAGAUCUACAAGCCUGGCAAUUCGGCAGUGCUAGACAAGGAAGAAAAUGACAAGCUUUGUUUGAUGGCCCUCAAGGCAGAAUUAUGGAUGUUCUACAAGCACAGACGUGCCACAGACAAGGAGUGGAGCAAGAAAGGUUCUGAGGUGUGGAACCUCACUCUCACCAUGCUUGCCGAGAAAGCACUGAAGUGCAAAGCAGCGGAGACACACGGUUUACUUCGCUUUGUGGUCAUGACACUUGAGAAAUACAAGGAGGUGCUUCAGGGGAGCGAAAAGUCGCAAAUGUUUGAUCUUCUUCUUCGGGCAGGGUGUGCAGCUGAAGCUUUCGAUCAGACUAUGAACGAGCACGACAGAGUGUUUCCAGAGGAAGCAUGCGAUGCUUUGUUUUCGCACUAUCAUCGCUUCAUACAGCUUUGCUCAAGGACUGGUGUGCCUUUUUUACCAAAGGGCCACCUUAUGUACCACCUUGUUUCUCAGGCCAGGGAGAAAGGUAAUCCGAGGAUGUUUUCUACUUAUGUGGACGAAUCCUACAACGGGGCUAUUGCUAAAGUGAGCCGUUCCGUUCAUCGUCGAAAUUGGGCGAUGGCAGUUUACCGCAAAUUGCAAAUGUUGGAAGCCCUGAACUGUUCUGCUGACGACUGA
This is a messenger RNA of Symbiodinium sp. CCMP2456, 882 nucleotides long. NCBI's taxonomy places the organism in Eukaryota, Dinophyceae, Suessiales, Symbiodiniaceae. The record is from the annotation of a GenBank genome assembly.